AUGAGAAUUGAGAAGUGCUGGUUCUGCUCAUCAAACAUCUACCAAGGACAUGGGACUAUCUAUGUCAGGAACGAUGCAAAGGUCUUCCGAUUUUGCAGGCCGAAGUGCAGGAAGCUCUUUGCAAGGCGUGUGAAUCCAAGGAAGGUGAAGUGGACAAAGAUAUCGAGAAAGAUGGCCAACAAGGAGCUCUGCAACGAUGCCAUUCUGACGUUUGAGCACCGGCUCAACGAACCUCGCAUGUAUGACCGUGCCGAGGCCGAAAGGACGCUCUCCAGCAUCCCAAGGAUACUCGAGAUAAGGAAGAGAAGAGAAGACUUCUUCAUCAAGGACAGAAUUCUCACCGGACAGGAAAUGAACAAGGAGAGCGAUCUGAAGUAUAUUGAAAGGCAUGCUAACCUACUCGAAGAAGAGGUGGCUGGCGAAAAGCAGGUAGCUAAGGCCAAGAAGAGAGAGGCCCAAACCAACUGA
Encephalitozoon cuniculi GB-M1 is the source of this 468-nucleotide messenger RNA. Its product is annotated as ribosome biogenesis protein RLP24. The record is from RefSeq and is marked provisional. Gene Ontology annotation, biological process: ribosomal large subunit biogenesis. The transcript has a single exon. NCBI's taxonomy places the organism in Eukaryota, Fungi, Microsporidia, Unikaryonidae. Gene Ontology annotation, cellular component: nucleolus. Bases 1 to 468 code for a protein of 155 amino acids.